Molecule: messenger RNA, 7705 nt
Organism: Dreissena polymorpha
Lineage: Eukaryota; Metazoa; Mollusca; Bivalvia; Myida; Dreissenidae
Exons: 17
Coding region: 105-7034 (2309 amino acids)
Biological process (GO): protection from non-homologous end joining at telomere; interstrand cross-link repair; double-strand break repair via nonhomologous end joining
Molecular function (GO): 5'-3' DNA exonuclease activity; damaged DNA binding
Source: RefSeq, a predicted model, not a curated record
UAUAUUUUAUGCGACUAAUCGGAGUGAAUGUUUUUUGCUUUAAAGUUUAACAUGAUCUUCGAAUAUAAUUCUUUAGCUAAUGUGUUCACAGCCAUAUACGAAUCAUGAGUUGUUUUGGAGGACGUAUGAAAGAGUAUGACAGAGUGUCAUUGGAUAGAUUUGAUAGCAAAAAUUUGCAGUCAACAGUUUACCUUUUGUCUCAUUUACAUGAGGAUCACACAGUUGGAUUGGGGGAGCCAUUAUUCUUUCGUCGACUAAAAUCUAACACUGGAGUGUUUUUGUAUUGUUCUGAAGUAACAGAAGCCCUGCUGCUAGCAAGUCGAAAGUAUUGCCAUCUGAAGCCAUACAUUAAAUGUCUGCCAAUCAACACACCAACAACAAUAGAAAUACCAGAACCACUAUAUGACCAUAAUGAAUGCAUCACAGUCACCCUGCUUCCUGCCUUUCACUGUCCAGGAAGUGUCAUGUUUCUGUUGGAAGGCAAGGAAGGUACUGUGCUGUACACGGGAGAUUUUCGCUGGGAGCAUUUUGAUAUUGAGCAAAUGGUCCAUCUUCGUUCUGGAGAAGGAGUCAAGAAAAUUAAAAGCCUAUACGUAGAUACGACCUUUCUAUCCCCGACCUCACUGCACAUUCCCAGUCGGGCUCAGUGUAUUGAUGCAGUGACCGAGGCGGUGCGAGAGUGGACCUCCAAGAGUCCAAGCCAUGUGGUGUACAUGAACCUGCGCGCACAGUACGGACAUGAGCCCCUGCUCACUAAUGUGGCUACCAGGCUGAAUAGGAAGGUGCAUGUGAGGCAGCAGAAGUUUGACGUGUAUAACACCAUUCAGGAAACGGACGGGCAUUUCACAGCUGACGGACGCAGCACACAGUUACAUGCCUGUGACAAAUAUUGCACAUUGGGAGACGAUGAGGACUGCGUAGAAUUCUGUAAAGACCAGCACGACGCAGACAAGGUUCUAGUGAUUCUACCCACGACGAUGUACUUCACGCAGUUCAAGAAUGUCUCUCUUGACAUGAUCGUGAAAAAGAUGGGAGACAACUUCUACCGCGCUUGCUACUCGUUCCACUCCUCGUACACAGAGGUGGCAGAGUUACUAGCGUAUCUGAAGCCAGAUGCUGCCUAUGCUAAUGUGAAAGCCCCAAGUGAUUUGUCGUUGGCAGAGACUCAAGCAAGGCUGAAUGCAUUACUGGAGUCCUGCUGCAAACCAUCUAAAGGGAGCGAUGUUGGAUGGCAGAACAUUUAUAGCCGGGAACCAGGAGGUGGGGACAAUGAGGGCCAGGAAGUGGGAACCAGGGCACUGGGCACGCUCAGAACACGAGCAACUCAGAAGAGAAAACCUAGAGUGUCUACAAGUGAUGUCGAGAGCUUAGACUUCGGGUCCCCGGCCAAGCAACAGAAAACUGCCGCCAGCUCCUCGCAGGGGAGCCCGUCUAGUACUAGACAGACCAGGGGUCGGGGGCGGGGCCGAUCCCAGGCUAGCACACCGCCUGCGGUCGCGACCAGACGCAGCACGCGCCAAUCAGCGAAGACCAUUGGUCAGGAGGAGACACAGGUAACACCAACUAAAGAAGUGAAGGCGAGGUCAGUAACGCCGGUGUCCAGGCAAGACUCCAGUGAGCCACACUCGUCCUUCGAUGGUAGCCCCCAAAGCGACAGCGAGCUGGAUCUGGUGUCCAGCCAGACAAGUGGUGACAGUUCACAGACUAGCAGCCAUGAAGCACGCAGCUGGGCUGGCGGCAGUUUCCUAGCGGCUGUAAGCUCUUACAGCGAUGAUGAUGAUGAGCAGACAGGCAGAGUGUGUCUCCUUGACGACGAUGAGCAUUGUGACGACACAUACCAGGAUGUGAGCCAGGUGGAGGGUGUGGUUAGUGACGAGGAGGAGGGGCUGACUCUUGAUGACAUCAUUGCCUCAAGCUCUGUUGAAAAACAUGGAAGAUCAAGUUCAAGUGAUAUGAAACUUCCUGCAGAAGAACAAACAAAGCCAUUGGACAAUAAGAAACCCUCCAAAUCUGACGGUGGUGAAACGGUUGAAAAUGACCUCGAAAAGGUUGAAGAUGACCUUAAGAAGGUUGGGGAUGACCAUGAAAAAGUUGCAGAUGAUCUUGCAAAGGUUAAUGAUGACCUUGAAAUGGUUGAUGACCUUGACAAGGCUGAAGAUGACCUUAAAAAGGUUGAAAAUGACCUUAAAAAGGUUCCUGAUGAUCUUGACAAGGUUGAUGACCUUCACAAGGUUGAAGAUGACCUUAAAAAGGUUGGCCAUGACUGUGAAAAGAUUGAAGAUGACCUUGAAAAGAUGGAUGAUGACCUUGACAAAAUUGAAGAUGCCCUUGAAAAGGUUGAUGAUGAUUUUGAUAAGGUUGAUGACCUUGACAAUGUUGCAGAUAACCUUGAAAAGAUUGAAGAUGACCUUGAAAAUAUACAUGAGAACAAUGAAAUGCAGACAGACAAUGAAAUUUCGUUGAAAAAAGAAGAGGACAUUGUCGUUAUUGAUAUUGAUUCAAAUCAAUCUUUAAAAAACGAAAACAGUUGUGACUUGUUUAUAGAAUCGCAACCUGCAGCUUUGGACCAUGAUAUGGACUAUUUCAAAAUUCACCUCGACAAAAGAAGGGAAGCCAGUGGUGAUGGAAAUGCAAUGGGAAAUACAGUGUUAAAGGUGACUGAAACUCAAGAGACCAUUACCAUAAUAGAAUCGCAAGCAGCAGCUUUAGACAAUGAUAUGAAUUUUUCCAAAAUUGACAGCAACAAAAGAAGUGAAGCCAUUUGUGAUGGAAAAGCAAAGGGAAAUAAAGUGUUAAAGAUGACUGAAACUCAAGAGACCAUUACCAUUAUUGAAUCACAACCAGCAGCUUUAGACAAUGAUAUAAACCUUUCCAAUGUUGACAGCGAGGAAAGAAGUGAAGCCAUUGAUGAUGGAAAUACAAAGGAAAAUACAAUAGUAAAGGUGACUGAAACUCAAGAGACUAUUACCAAUGCUAAACCAGAAAGCCCGAGAGUGGCUGGCAGGGAAGAUGGAGUAAACAAACUAGCACAACAACCUGAACAUAAAACUCAUCGGCUUGAAGUUGAAAUCAAAGAACCGAGAGAUUCAAAUGAUGUUAAAAGGAAAAGAAAAGAAAGAAAUAUGGUUGACAACAAAGCAGUUACUAAUAAAGAGAAGAAUGUAUCAAGGGACAAAAGUCAUGAUGCCUACGAUCCAGCUUUUCCAACUCCGGAUUCUCCCAUAAGCGAGGAAAUUGUAAUCAUUGAUAGUGACACUGAGGAAGAGGAUGAAACAAUGGACACAUCUGAAGAUCAGUGUGAACCGAAAUGUCCAGAAGGGCAUAAGUCGCAGUCAUCAGAUGAAACCAAUUAUCAUGUGAGCAUCAACAGUAAAGAUCAAAGUCAAGAGUCUACGCAGGAGAGAAACAGUGACACUACCAAUGUUUUAGAUACAGACAAUUCAGACAUUUACUUAACAUUAGAAAACUCCCAAGAAAGCAUUGAACUUGUGGAAACAUGUGAUGCUCAGGGGCUCAAAAAAGACAUCAUAAUGACAACAGAACUGGAAAAUCAAACAGAUGAAACAAACAAAGCAAGCACUUCCAUUGUUUACGAAAAGCAAAUGAAAGACAACGUUAAUUGUUCAAGAGAAAAUGCAAAUAAAUCAGCUGUUGAUGAAUUAAGUAAAGACAUUGACAAUACUUGUAAUAAUGCAACUAGUCCAGAGGUACAUGCUGAAGAUCCAAAUAAAAGUGAUGCCAAAGAAAAGCAAAAGCUGCAAAUUGAUGAUGAUGUUAUUGAAAUUGUUGACUUAACUGGUGAUGAUUUUGGACCAGAUAAAGAAACCUUAAAACAGGUAAGCAAAGGUAGAAAGAAGCCAAUAAAGAUAUCUUUUGGGAAAAGUAACGAACAAAUAUUGAAAGAAAAACUUGAAAGAGAAAGCAAACGUAAAAGGCUUGAGCAUGAUAGCAGUGAUUCAGAAUCAGACUCUGAGUGGCUCUCAUCUGCCAAAGGCAAUGAACACAGAUCAAAGAGACAGAGGCAGAAGAAACCCAAGAAAACAGAAAUGGAAUUAAAAGAGAUGGAAGAGAAAAAUGAAUUGAAAAGGCAAGCUAUGGGAUUUGUUUGUGAAACUGAUAGUGAUUCUGAAUUGGAGUCAUCUGAACCUGAGAGCCCAACAGGCAGUGUUUUGUAUGAUGAGUUUGUGGAAUUAAGUAGUGGUGAUGAUUCUGACAAAGAGGAUGGCAAUUCAAGCAAAGGACUACAUACAAGUAGAAAAAAUAGCCAGGGAGAAAGAUCAAAUGGUAAUAGAUCAUCGCAUGGAUCAAGUGGAGGUUGGUUGAAUACAAGUAGAGGAGGACGCCAAAGGGAAUGUGAACCUCAGAGAGAAGAUAAUAAUGAAAAUGCUGGAUUAUCAGAACAUUCUGAUACUUCAUCUGAAAAAGAUUCAGAGAAGAACAAUAAAUCUGGUGUUCUUAUUUCUGAAAAUCUUACUACAGGGGCUUUGUUUGAAAAUGAGAAUACAGACAAUACUGGUGAUGUAAAUACAAAUAAAGAUAAUAAUGAAAAUUCUGGAUUAUCAGAACAUUCUGAUACUUUAUCUGAAAAAGAUUCAGACAAGAACAAUAAAUCUGGUGUUCUUAUUUCCGAAAAUCUUGCUACAGGAGCUUUGUUUGAAAACGAGAAUAUGUACAAUACUAGUGAGGUAAAUACAAAUAAUGAUGAUGUUGAUCGUUAUUCGAAGAAAGAUGACACAAGUAAGCCGACUAAGGAGCAAAUUUAUACAAGAGAUGGCAUUGCUAAUAAAGAUGAUUUAAUUGAAGUAAAUGACACGAAAGAUGAUGCUUUUGAGAUAAAUAGAAAUAAAGGCGAUCAUAAUGAAAUAAGUAAGGGGAAUAAAAUUGGUGAGCUUCUUAAGAAAAAGGAGGAUACUUCUGAACUGAAUUUAAUUAAAGACAGUUCAAUUGAGGCAAAAACUAAGAUCAGUGUUGAAGAAUCAAGUAUAGACAAAAUACUUGAAAUUCAAAAUGCUGUUGAUCUAAAUGAACCGCUUCCUCCUGGGACAGAAGAUUUACCUCCCUUGGAAACUUCCCUUGAGAAGAUCAAGAAAGAAACAGAGGUGAAACAAUUUCAAGAGUGUUUCUUUCAGUUCAAGAAACCAUCGACCGAUUUAUAUCUAGCAGACAAAAGUGGCAAGCAAAUAUCAACAAUUAUAGAUAGAAAACCUGCACAAAGUACUGCAAAUUUGGGUACUUUUGAUAAAACUGGAAUGGCGUCAAACAGUGUUGAAAAACAUCGAAGUAUUGAAGAAAAAUAUUCAAGAAAACCUCCACAAAGUGCUUCACAUUCAGGUACUUUAGAUGACACUGGAAUGGCUUCAAGCAAUCUUGAAAAAUAUAUAAAAAGUUUUGCAGAAAAGUAUCCAGGUUUUAAUACAAAUUAUCAAACUAUUGAUACAACAGAUCGUAGGAUGGUAUCUGAUUCAAGCAAAAAAGCAAGUUUUGUUGAGAAGACGAAAAGUAACGUGGUUCCUAAAUAUGGAAAAACAACAAGUUUUUCUACCAUGAAAAAUCCAAACACUUCCAGUUUUGAAGAAAAUUAUCAAAGUUUUGAAACAACUGAUAGUUGGAUGGGAUCUGAUUCAAGAAAAACAAGAACUUUUGUUGAGGAGAAGACUAAAAGUGACGUAGUUCCAAAAUCAAGCAAGAUUAAAAGCUUUUCUGCCAUGAAAAAUCUAAAAGCUGUACGGAAGUCUUAUCAACAUAGUAUUAAUAUAAAGUCCUAUCGAGGAAAGGCGUAUGAUGAUGAUCGGGAAACAGCAAAUACCCGUUCUCGUCAAAAAGAAGCCAUACACGGUCAACACUGGACGGAAGCUGCAAACUAUGACACAAGACGCUAUGCUGACCCUAGGCCUAUUGCUCCAGUAAAGACUGAUAUUUCUCAGUUAAAAGCCAAUAUAUUUUCAUUAACUGGCCUUGAACUAUCUGGAACCUUGUCAGGUACAUCCUCAACCAAUCCCCAAUCCGCAUUUCCUAAACCCCUCUUCCCAGUCCUCUCAGGGCCCAAUCCUGCUGUUCCAUUUGACAGGCCUUUCUCCAGCCUAACACAAACAUCGAGCUUGUUUACGGGACCGUUGGUGUCUUCAGUGGAAACUAAUAGAGCGGGAAACGAAACGUUAGCAGAGCUGAUAACAAAGCUGGAAGAGGUGAAGAAACUAGCAGAGAUCGUCCAGUCAGAGCAGGUACGAGGUCCAAUUAGGGAGCCUGCCCCUUCAGCACAAUAUGAGCAAAAUAGGUAUGACAGCGAGAGACCAGAAUACCCUCCAGUGAGAUAUCAAGGCCAUGGACCUGAACAUGAAUACGAGCGAUAUGGCCAAAGGCAUGAUGUGGAAUAUGUGGAACCAGCCAGGCGCCUUCCACCAGACAACCCACAUUACGAUUACCGACCUUCAUUUCCGCCACAUAGACCUGAUCCUGAUGCGCCUUACCAUGCAAGACGAUAUGACCCUGAUCCAUAUAUGAACAAGGCAGAGGAAGCUUUUUAUGAUUCUCACAGGGCAUACCCUUCCCGUGGACGGGGCAGUCGUUAUCCAGAUUCCCUUCCUCCCAGAAGAGAUCCAUACGAUCGUAGACUGCCUUACGAUGAGCGACGGUUACCAUAUGAACGCCCGCCACAACACUAUCCCGAGUCGGACCCAUAUGAACGAGACUCCCACUACGCCCCAGUGGAGGUCUAUGAAUAUGCCAAUGCCCAUCCAGCUGAGUCCUAUCCCCUGGCGGGUCCUUCAAGCCAAGAACCUGGGCAAUACCAUGAUCGAAGGUUACCUGGCCAGUUCCAUGAUAUAAGGUCACAUGGCCAAUACCAUGAUCAAAUGGUACAUGGCCAUCAACAGAUGUCAAGUAACUCACCUCAGGGUGUAACCAGGGGAAAAAAUAAAACUACGUAUAUAGGGUAUGUAACAGAGACGACUAAAUUAUACGGGCCAAAAACUGUUAAGGCCACUGUGGUGUCUCGGAAAGGGCAGGUAAUGAGUGUUUCUGACCUUUCAAAUUGAACACUUUGGCAGAAAUGUGAACAAUUGAAGUUUUUGUUUUAAAAUCAAAUUAGAUGUUUAAUUUCAAAUUAAAAUGGCGUAACAGUUUCUAUUUUUGAAUAAUUUGGUUUUUUGUUAAGGACAUGUUUGUGUUGAAACGUUUUUUGUUAAGGACAUGUUUGUGUUGAAACGUGUACUUGUUAUUGGUUUUUCAUUCUGUUUGAUAAACAACCAAGAAGACUUAAGUAAUGUACACAGGUAAAGAUUGUAUAUUUCGUAUGAUUUAAAAAAAAAUUGCUAAUGAUUUGCUUUUAAUAGAUGUUUUCAGUACACUCAAAUAAAAAUAUUUAAGAAAUAAAUCUUUACAAUUAAUUAUUAUGUUUGAAUUUUAAAUGAUUGUCAUCAGAUUGUUCAUCACACUUUAUAUUUACAUUUAUAUGGUUCUUGAAGUGUUCUGAUCAUGUGUAAAUGCUGAUUGAAGGUUUAAAUAUAUAACAGUAUGUCUGUGUCUAAUCUAACAUACAAUAAAGAGGGAUGUGAUCAAAGUCUCUUUAAAUGAAAUACCGAUUAUGUUUUCUGUGUGUUUAUUUUUGAAUUUUACGUAUAGAAUAGUUAUCAUUGUAAAAUGUGUUUUUUGUUUUGUGCUGUAACGAACCAAGGAAAGCUCUUACUUGUUUUUGAUGUUCAUUUUU